AAGCGAAGCCACCUAGAGACUCCGAGCUGCUUGGGUGCUGCUGCGCGUGCGUGUGCGCGGGCGGCGCGGCGCCGGAGUCGUGUUCUUUGCCGCCUCCGCCGCCGGGGCCAUCUACCCCGGAUUUGAGUCUCGCGCCUUCUUCGUUCGCUCGCCGGCGGGUUCGCGCCCCUCUCGAAACCCCGGGCAGCGAGGCUGGGGAAGGGUUGGAGGGGGCUGUUGAUCGCCGCCUUUAAGUUGUGCUCGGGGCGGCCAUGUCGGCCGGCGAGGUCGAGCGCCUAGUGUCGGAGCUGAGCGGCGGGACCGGAGGGGAUGAGGAGGAAGAGUGGCUCUAUGGCGAUGAAAAUGAAGUUGAAAGGCCAGAAGAAGAAAAUGCCAGUGCUAAUCCUCCAUCGGGAAUUGAAGAUGAAACUCCUGAAAAUGGCGUACCUAAACCGAAAGUGACAGAGACUGAAGAUGAUAGUGAUAGCGACAGUGAUGAUGAUGAGGAUGAUGUUCAUGUCACUAUAGGAGACAUUAAAACGGGAGCACCACAGUAUGGGAGUUAUGGUACAGCACCUGUAAAUCUUAACAUCAAGACAGGAGGAAGAGUUUAUGGAACUACAGGAACGAAAGUCAAAGGAGUAGAUCUUGAUGCACCUGGAAGCAUUAAUGGAGUGCCACUUUUGGAGGUAGAUUUGGAUUCUUUUGAAGAUAAACCAUGGCGUAAACCUGGUGCUGAUCUUUCUGAUUAUUUUAAUUAUGGGUUUAAUGAAGAUACCUGGAAAGCUUACUGUGAAAAACAAAAGAGGAUACGAAUGGGACUGGAAGUUAUACCAGUUACCUCUACUACAAAUAAAAUUACGGCCGAAGACUGUACUAUGGAAGUUACACCAGGUGCAGAGAUCCAAGAUGGCAGAUUCAAUCUUUUUAAGGUACAGCAGGGAAGAACUGGAAAUUCAGAGAAGGAAACAGCGCUUCCAUCUGCAAAAGCUGAGUUUACUUCUCCUCCUUCUUUGUUCAAGACUGGACUCCCACCAAGCAGAAACAGCACCUCUUCUCAGUCUCAGACAAGUACUGCCUCCAAAAAAGCCAAUUCAAGCAUUGGGAAGUGGCAGGAUCAAUAUGGGAGGGCCGAAUCACCUGAUCUAAGGAGAUUACCUGGGGCAAUUGAUGUUAUUGGUCAGACUAUAACUAUCAGCCGAGUAGAAGGAAGGCGACGGGCAAAUGAAAACAGCAACAUACAGGUCCUUUCUGAAAGAUCUGCUACUGAAGUAGACAACAAUUUUAGCAAACCACCGCCAUUUUUCCCUCCAGGAGCUCCUCCCACUCACCUUCCACCUCCUCCAUUUCUUCCGCCUCCUCCCACUGUCAGCACUGCUCCACCUCUGAUUCCACCACCAGGUAUUCCAAUAACUGUACCACCUCCAGGUUUUCCUCCUCCACCAGGCGCUCCACCUCCAUCUCUUAUACCAACAAUAGAAAGUGGACAUUCCUCUGGUUAUGAUAGUCGUUCUGCACGUGCUUUUCCAUAUGGCAAUGUGAUGAAGAACGAUACAGAUACAGGGAGUAUGCAGAAAGAGGCUAUGAGCGCCACAGAGCAAGUCGGGAGAAAGAAGAACGACACAGAGAAAGACGACACAGAGAGAAAGAGGAAACCAGACACAAGUCCUCUCGAAGUAAUAGUAGACGUCGCCAUGAAAGUGAAGAAGGAGACAGUCAUAGGAGACACAAGCACAAAAAAUCUAAAAGAAGCAAAGAAGGAAAAGAAGCUGGCAGCGAGCCUGCCCCUGAACAGGAAAGCACCGAAGCUACACCUGCAGAAUAGGCAUGGUUAUGGCCUUUUGUGUACAGUAGUGCCAGAAAUAGAUACUAUAAAUCUUCUUAUUUUUCUGGAUAAUGUUUAAGAAAUUUGCCUUUAAUCUUGUUCUGUUAGUAUGAAAAGUUAACUUUUUUCUUCUAAAAUAAAAGAGUGAAUUUUUCAUGUUAAGUUAAAAAUCUUUGUCUUGUAAUAUUUAAAAAAAUAAAAAGUAAUGACUUUGUAUCGAAGAAAGUAAUGUGAAUGAGUCACUCAGCAGGGAAUUUAAAGAGCUAUGUUUAGCUGUGUACAUAAUAGCUGAUUGAUAAAGGUCAAGGUUCCCUCUUGGCCAGUUUCCUUGAGUUAGUUAAUCAAAUACCAGUCUCUUAAGAAGUUGCACUGCAAAAAUGCAUCAAAAUGCACCUCUGAGUCUUGAGAUUAAAACUAGUCUUUUAUCAUCACUGCUGUGGCACUGUUGCUAUGCAUAUUAAAGAACUCAUACAGUUUUGAUACUGCAACUUUUUGAUAGCAGGUUUUCAGUGUUCUAAAUUUGGGUUCAUGGUGAAACUAAAGGGGAACUUUUCUAUCCAAAGUAAUAAAAUCUAAUGGCAUUUGGGUGACCUCUGAAAUAACUUGCCCUAAAUGUAGUUUCUGGCAGGCACAUGGACAAAUACUCGUCACUGUGACACAAAUUUGAAUUGCCUCACCGCCAUCUUUUAUGAGCUAGGUCAAGCUGGUUUGGCCUUUCUUGAUGGUUCUUCCAAGGCUUAUUGGUUGAGCAGCACGUAGAGUUUGUAUACAAUUACUAGCUAUACUGUGAAUAAAAAUAAAUAAGAGCUUUAGAUUAGUCAUUUCCCAUUACAUUUAAGAAAAUACAAGUUUAUAUAAUUCUGUGAACAUUUUUAGGGAUAGCCCUUAGAAGAUACUUGUCAGUGAUGGUAGCAACAUGGUUUUGAAAGAAUGAAUUACUAAGAACUUUUAAAUAGUGAUAAUAGAAAUGAACUUAGUAUCACAUACUAAAAGACAGCUGUAUAAUUUUUGAAAAAUAUUUAUUUCUCAUUUCAUGAACAUUUUUCAGCAAUGCACUUUUUAAAUCCUCUGUCUGGAAAUUGUUUUUAAAAUGCCCAUAAUGUACCCUUUGCAGACCUCAGCAUAUACCAGAUUUUAAUUUAGCUGUAUGAUUUGAAUUCAGUGGGGGCAUACAAACCAUGUCAGCUGUUUAAGAGCUUUAUAUUGAUAGAAAAAUAUAAACUUAAAGUUAUGAGAAAUGCUCCACACUGAAUAAAAACUAUUAGUAAUGUUUAUAUUUUGUGAAUUAUAUUUUCUGAGGUGUAAUUGGCUUUUCAUUAGAUCCUACUUUUCCUGACAUUAAAGUUUAUAUUUUUACAUUGUAGCCUUCAAAUACAAAAAUUGAUAAGAUAAAUACAUUGUUUCAACUUAGCUUGUUUGUGAUUUCCUGUUUUUCUAUGACCCAUCAUUGAUUCUAUAAAAAAGUUCCAGGCCAAGAAGCAAUGGUGAGAGUAAUUUUUCCUUUAAGUUCUUUUAGCAUCCUUGCCAAGCAAGCAUGUAUCAUUCCUGAUGUACUUCUGCCAUUGACAGCAAGAAGAAUAUCACCACAUCUAAAAAAAAUAAAAUAAGGUACAUGAUUAACAUUUUGAGCCACAGCUGAAGUUAAUGCAAGUUUUUUUGGUGGUCCUAGUUUUUGCUCCAUCUGUCAGUUUUAAUUAUAUUAUCAAUACUUCUAAUUAAGGUUCUCCCUCACUUAAAUUCUUCAAAUUCUAUCGUUCAGCUUGUUUUAGAAAGAAUGCUAAAAGUAUAGGACGUUGUUGUAUGGGACCAAGAGUAACAAAUCAUUUUGGAUUUCUUAGAAAUGGAACGCUGCAUAAAUGUUUUAUAUUUCUUACCAAUGAAAAAAGAUAUAAUAGGUGCCUUAUUUCAAAUGGGGCCAGGCUUUUUGCAUGUAUAAAACACAAUCUUUGGAUAUAAAUUUUUUGUUAAGUAGUCAUUAUUAUUACCUGAUUCUUCCAUCGUUGUAUGCUGGUGUUCCUUCAACAAUGGAUUUGAUAAAAAAAGGUUUGUUCCCGUUGUAUUCUUCAUAACCUCCUACAAUGCAGAAGCCCAGACUUCCAGCUGUGUUUCUUCGCAGUAUAACAUCUUUACAGUUGUACAGGUACCUGAAAUAGAAUGAAAUCAAUGUAAAUGCACAGUUAAUUCGAACUCAUAGUAAUUACUGUGAUUCAUCUCCCAUUCCCUUUAUUGGCAUUUUUUUUUAGGCUUAAUAGCACUGGAUGGGUCUCAUUCAAAAUUGUGUCAUAGCCCAGUCACCUUUGUGCUUUUAGCUGGCUUUUUCUUUCUUUUUUUUUUUUUUUUUUGCGGUACGUGGGCCUCUCACUGUUGUGGCCUCUCCCGUUGCAGAGCACAGGCUCCGGACGCGCAGGCUCAGCGGCCAUGGCUCACGUGCCCAGCCGCUCCACAUGUGGGAUCUUCCCGAACCAGGGCAUGAACCCGUGUCCCCUGCAUCAGCAGGCGGACUCAAACACUGCGCCAGCAGGGAAGCCCUAGCUGGAUUUUUCUAAUUGAACUUCUCUUUUCCAGAGCUAACCACCCUUUUAAAAGAGACACCAUCUAUUAUGUUCUGUUUAUAUGUCUACUGGAAAAAAAUCAUUUCUGGCUUAAAGAUUUCUGACUUAAAGGUUUAAUUUCUCA
Messenger RNA from Mesoplodon densirostris (Blainville's beaked whale), 4480 nucleotides. It is a transcript of the gene FIP1L1, whose product is annotated as factor interacting with PAPOLA and CPSF1. Gene Ontology annotation, cellular component: mRNA cleavage and polyadenylation specificity factor complex. Lineage: Eukaryota; Metazoa; Chordata; Mammalia; Artiodactyla; Ziphiidae. The transcript is spliced from 17 exons. Gene Ontology annotation, molecular function: RNA binding. The record is from RefSeq and is a predicted model, not a curated record. The coding region runs from base 252 to 1883 and encodes 543 amino acids.